This is a messenger RNA of Ctenopharyngodon idella (grass carp), 664 nucleotides long. It is a transcript of the gene anapc13, whose product is annotated as anaphase promoting complex subunit 13. The record is from RefSeq and is a predicted model, not a curated record. The transcript has 3 exons. Bases 254 to 478 code for a protein of 74 amino acids. Gene Ontology annotation, cellular component: anaphase-promoting complex. NCBI's taxonomy places the organism in Eukaryota, Metazoa, Chordata, Actinopteri, Cypriniformes, Xenocyprididae. Gene Ontology annotation, biological process: protein K11-linked ubiquitination.
CAUUGAAAAGAUCCGUUCGAAAAUCGUGCAUCGCUAAAUGGCGUUACAGAUGAAUCGGAGUAAAUGAAAGAAACACCGUGAUUACUCGGUUUUAUUAAUCCAGGUGCAUCAUUGACUACAUUUUAUAUGCGCAAAUACAUGUAGGAGUUUUAUUGCAGAAAAUGUCAAAUGAAUAGGAUAUGUCGUCAUCAGAGAGCGACAUAACAACAAACGGCUGCGCUGAGCAGUGGGCACAAGACUGAACGGUCUGAUCAUGGACAGUGAAGUACAGAGAGAUGGAAGAGUUCUUGAUCUCACAGACGAUGCUUGGAGAGAAGACAGACUGCCAUACGAGGAUGUAACAAUCCCACUGAGCGAACUUCCAGAAGCAGAACAAGACAACGGCGGAUCAACCGAGUCAGUCAAAGAGCAAGAGAUGAAGUGGUCAGAUCUCGCCCUGCAAAGUUUGCAUGAAAACACCCCAAACAUCGGCACUUAGAUGAGGAGCUCUGUCCUCUCAACUGACCCCCAGCCGUUUAUCUGCUUGUGUGGGUGACUGAUCCAAAAUUUAUAAUAGAAAGAACACAGACUCAUUUCUGAAAAUGUGACAAAUAAUUGUGAUUUUAAUUAAAAGUGUUUCAUUGUUUUGAUAUCAAAAGAACUAAAUAAAAUAUUUAAAAUUGAA